CACAAAACUGAAGUCCUCGCCUGCAGCUCCACUUCAUUGCUGCUUGUUCGUCGUAGCCGCCAUGUUCUUCCUGAAGCAGCUUUCGCGCGACUUGCUGCUGCACCCGAUGCAUUUCGGGCCUAAGCUGCAUGAUAUUAUCCGUCUGCGCCUGAUCGAGGAGGUGGAGGGCACGUCCAUGGGCAAAUACGGCUACGUUAUUACGGUCACGGAGGUGCGCGAUGAGGAUAUCGGCAAGGGCGUGAUCCAGGACAACUCGGGCUUCGUGUGUUUCAACAUCCGCUACCGCGCCAUUCUCUUCCGCCCAUUUAAGAACCAGGUACUGGACGCCGUCGUGACGGUCGUGAACCAGCUCGGAUUCUUCGCGGACGUGGGUCCGCUGCAGGUUUUCGUGUCCCGACAUGCCAUGCCCACUGACCUCAACAACGGCUACGACCACGAGAGCAACGCCUGGAUCUCGGACGACCGCGAAGUCGAGAUCCGUAAGGGCUGCGGUGUGCGGCUCAAGAUCAUGGGCGUCAGCGUCGACGUCACGGAGAUCAACGCUAUCGGAACCAUCAAGGACGAUUAUUUAGGCCUCAUCUCGUCCGACAAUUAACCUCCUGGCUGUGAUUACCUUGAGGAACUCUUGCCGUCGAGCAAGAAACGUAGUUCUUACCACUUUUUGGAUUCAUAUGGCUACAUCUUUUAAGUGAUGAUGCAUAUUUCGUUCUAUUUGCCAACUGACUGAGCUCUACGGUGCUAUCAGCUGACAGUCGGCUCUUUACAGCUCCAGGAAGUGCGUGGACUUC
This is a messenger RNA of Phytophthora nicotianae INRA-310, 788 nucleotides long. RefSeq lists its product as hypothetical. Gene Ontology annotation, molecular function: single-stranded DNA binding; translation initiation factor binding; single-stranded RNA binding. Gene Ontology annotation, cellular component: RNA polymerase II, core complex; P-body. Gene Ontology annotation, biological process: DNA-templated transcription; positive regulation of translational initiation; positive regulation of nuclear-transcribed mRNA poly(A) tail shortening. The record is from RefSeq and is a predicted model, not a curated record. The coding region runs from base 62 to 595 and encodes 177 amino acids. The transcript has 2 exons. Lineage: Eukaryota; Oomycota; Peronosporomycetes; Peronosporales; Peronosporaceae.